CAGAGACAAUCACACUCUCUCACUGGACACACAAACACCGGGACCUACUUUUUUUGAUCCUGAGAGAAGAGGGUUUUUUUGUCUGGGUACUGGAUCCUCCCGUGGUUUGGCCGGUCUGGACUGAAACAAAACAGGAGAAAGAGAAACACACUUGAGCAUCAUCAGUCCUGCUCAGAGUCGUUCAAGGCUCUCCAGACUUUUUGGGGGAAAUUACCCUUAACUCACCUCCUCAGAAGAUAAGAUAAGAUAAGGCUGCACAGCCAUGAGGGUCUUCAACCUGCUCUACCUGCUCCUGCUGCUCGUGGCCGCUGUAACGUCAGUCUCCUCCGUCAGACCAGAUUUCCUGAACCUACGGAGGAGAUACCACAGGCACCACUGCCCAUACAGACGCUGCCUCCCCCUCCACUCCAGAGUACCCUUCCCCUAAGCUUGAAGCACGAGAAAGAAGGUGACCUCAGCAGAGCAACAUGGAUGUGAAGCAACUGAAGUGUGCCGCCCAAACACCAUGGAUGGGUUACCAGUAGCAACCCAUAGAUUGUUAAAGUGGAGGAGACACCAUGAUAACGUCACCUAAAGACUAUAAAGUGUUCAUAGCUGCAAAAGAGCUUCAAGAAACUGUCUUCAUUCCCAAUUAAAUAAAAAAUCAUGCUAUGUUUUGGCAUCCUGGAGGACAUGGAUCCCAGCUGCAAGCACCUUCCUUCUGCGUCGACAAAAGCCAGUACCUUGGUGCUGAACCAGAACAAGGAGAAAACGGAGUCACAAAAUCAUCAAGUAUAUUCCAACGUUCAACUUAAAAGCUACGGACCAAAGAGCUGGAAUCAUCUUAGUGAAUGCAGCUACGAUGAACAGCAUCCAGAUAGUAUUCCCUACAAAGUGUCUAUAAUGCAUGUAUGCACUUCAAAUGUUU
Molecule: messenger RNA, 907 nt
Organism: Anoplopoma fimbria (sablefish)
Lineage: Eukaryota; Metazoa; Chordata; Actinopteri; Perciformes; Anoplopomatidae
Gene: apela
Product: apelin receptor early endogenous ligand
Exons: 3
Coding region: 263-427 (54 amino acids)
Biological process (GO): apelin receptor signaling pathway; heart development
Molecular function (GO): apelin receptor binding
Source: RefSeq, a predicted model, not a curated record